Necator americanus (New World hookworm) is the source of this 834-nucleotide messenger RNA. RefSeq lists its product as uncharacterized. Bases 1 to 834 code for a protein of 277 amino acids. The transcript is spliced from 7 exons. The record is from RefSeq and is a predicted model, not a curated record. Lineage: Eukaryota; Metazoa; Nematoda; Chromadorea; Rhabditida; Ancylostomatidae. Gene Ontology annotation, biological process: protein depalmitoylation. Gene Ontology annotation, molecular function: carboxylic ester hydrolase activity; palmitoyl-(protein) hydrolase activity. Gene Ontology annotation, cellular component: cytoplasm.
AUGAUUUACACUGAAGCUAUUUCGUCUGGAUGCAUGUGGACCAGUAGUGUUGCACCAUUGAGUCGACUUCUACUGUCAGGCCUAUCAGCCUCGUUUGCAAUACAGCCUCAAACGUGUACGAAAGUCACACCGUUCACGUCUGUCCUAGCAACGAGACUCCACAGUACAGCCAUGAGCCAGGCCCCGCCUCCUGUUGUGAUCAACGCGAAGAAGAAUCACACGUCGACUGUGAUUUUCCUUCACGGCCUUGGUGACCAAGGUGAUGGUUGGUCGGAUGUAUUUGCACAUGAAAUUCGUCAUGAUAACAUAAAGUAUAUCUGUCCUAGCAGUGCAUCUCGACCAGUAACGCUUAAUAUGGGUAUGCGAAUGCCGGCCUGGUUCGAUUUGUAUGGAUUAGACGCAUCUUCUAGGGAAGACGAUGAAGGAAUUGCGCAAGCUACUCGACUUGUACAUGGAAUGCUUGAUGCUGAAAUUGCAAAUGGAAUUCCAGCAGAGAAAAUAAUUCUUGGUGGUUUUUCGAUGGGCGGGGCUCUUGCUCUCUAUGCUGGUUUGACUUAUCAUCACAAACUCGGGGGUAUUGUUGGACUGAGUUCGUUCCUCAUUCAACGCGAUAAACUACCUGGUAAUCACAGAGCGAACCUCGCCACACCAAUUUUCCUUGGACACGGUUCAAAUGAUUUUCUAGUACCGUUAACAUUUGGUCAACUCACGGAAAGGAUGAUUAAGACCUUCAAUCCAAACGUGCAGUUACGUGUCUAUAAUGGAAUGGCGCACAGCAGUUGUGCAGAGGAGCUUCGUGACGUUAAAAACUUCAUUAAUGAGAGGGUAAACUAG